Molecule: messenger RNA, 1056 nt
Organism: Hydra vulgaris (swiftwater hydra)
Lineage: Eukaryota; Metazoa; Cnidaria; Hydrozoa; Anthoathecata; Hydridae
Source: RefSeq, a predicted model, not a curated record
CAGUUAUACCUGUAAUUGGGAUUUUACAGCAUCAAGCUGAAACAUGAAUUGUCACCAGUGCUAAACUUACUAGCUGCACCAAUUCAGAGAAAUUUUCCAAUUUCACCCUCUAGUAAUGUAUAAUCUUUUUUAUUCAAAAUAUUUGCUAAAGAGAGAAUUGUUAGUAUAUGAUCUAUCGUAUGCUUUUUAAAUUAAAUAGAUAUAGCCUGUAAAAGAGGUACUCUGUAAGUAUGAAAACAGUUCCGCAAGUGUUCACGGUCCAACACUUGUGACAAAGUUGUCAAGCGGUGAAAUAUAUUCAACACAAAAAAGACACUUUUUAGUGCAAAAUUUAGGGCUUAUUUAAUCUUAUGGAGGUUGCAAAAGUGUAAGUAAAUUUGUAUCAGUAUUUUGUCUUUUUUGUAUUUAGUUGUAUGUUUAUUCUACUAGUUUUUCAAUCACAUUUUAUACAUAUUCAAUCUUACUUUAUUCAGACAGGAUAUGCCCUCAAAGAAGGAAAAAUUAGCUACGGCUAUUUCAAUAGUGACUGUUUUCCCUUGUCUAAAAUAUAAAUUUACGGAAUCUGAUCAUGAGCAUUUUUAUUGUGGAAAAUCUCAUACUGGCCACAUUGAGAUUUAUGUUAGACAACGAGGCUCAAGAUCUAAACAUAUAAUCACAAAAUGGAAUCAUAGGAAAGAAAUACCACAAUGUCGAGAACUUGUCGGUGAAGAAAAUUGUGAAGUUGAGCGUAUGCUACAAGAACGUCGCCCAACAGCUCUUAACAAAGAAGAGUUGCUGCACAUGAUGGCAGAGACACGAAUCUUUCAAGAGAUUGGAUUUUAAACACAAAACCAAAUGCUACUCUUAUCAUGAAAAGAUAUCCAAGGUUUUUGGAUAUAAAUGAAGCUAUAUGGCAAGAAUAUUCGUUUUUAGUCGGAGAGUUUAAAGAUAUUCGAAAUUAAUGGUCAUUAUGCAGAGAUGUAUUUUUUCAACUUGCAGUAACUGCUUCUGAAAAAGAUGAAGAUUUGAAAGAAGAGUUAUUUUGUAUUAGUGCUGUUGAAAAUGAAGUUGAUGAAG